This is a messenger RNA of Rotaria sordida, 483 nucleotides long. The record is from the annotation of a GenBank genome assembly. Lineage: Eukaryota; Metazoa; Rotifera; Eurotatoria; Philodinida; Philodinidae.
AUGUAUCAUCCAUUUACUGCUAGUCAACUUGCUUAUCUUUCAAGAGGACCGACUUAUAUACGACCAAAUCCAAGUGUAUUUUUUCCAGAGGAAACUCUACAAAAACGAAUUAAUAGAGAACAUGAUGAUACAAUGGAAAAACUUAAGAAGUGUAUGUCCGAGAUCACAGAUCUACCAAAAAUACCAUUAACAUCACCGUUAUACAAAUCCUAUUCUGAUCGACUUCGAUCCUGUCUAACUCAAAGUUAUAUGACUAUCAUACCAUUAAUCGAUCAAAUAUGUGCUCUACGUGAAUUAAAAAUGGUUCAAUCAAUUCGAAAAAAAUUAAAAAGACAUAAAUUUAUAUUAUGUGAAACUGAUAAAAGUGGUGUACUUCAUAUUGGUCGUCAAAUUGAUUAUGAACGAAAAGCAGCUGAAUAUCGACAAACAACAGGUGCUUAUGAAGAAUUAACUUCGAAUCCAUUCAAUGAUAUCAUCUGUUAG